UUCGCACUUCUCUUUUUAACUAGGCGCACUGCGCUUUUACGCACGACUCCACUGACUUUCUGUAGCAGUGCAGAGUGUCAUGAGGACCGUCAGUGUAUGAGCGACAAGCUGCCAUCUCUGCACGAUGAUGAUCCUCCUGCCUGCUCUGUUAAUUCUUUGGGGAGAAGCGGCUCAGUGCCUGGAGGAGGAUGGAAGAUUUAACUUAAAGGGAGACCUCCGUCACUUCGCCGUGGCGAAUGGCACGGUUUACAUCGCUACUGAGGAGAUGCUGUACCAACUAAACCACGACCUGACUCUGGUCCGGAGUCUGAGCCAGAGAGGAUUCUUGGCACACAUUCCUGGCACAUCUGAGCUAAAGUUAACCCGAUCUUCUGAUAAGGGGAACGUUACGUUCAGUGUCAACCUGUUAUUGCCGCAUGUUGCAGACGAAAAUGUGAUAGUUUGCGGUGUUAUUGAUAAGGGGUGCGGUUAUUGUGAACUGUUGAACUUCAAGAACAUUGCCAAUGUGCUGUACUGGGAAGAAAUCGAAGUAGGUUCUUUGUGGCGCAGCAGUGCGUCCGUGAGCCUCCUGGUGAGUGUGGAGACUCGGACCCGGGCAGAGACUUACAUUCUCACCGCCGUGCAGCAAUACAAGAAAGAGCCGACAAAGACAGGCUGCCCACCUUUGUCAGAUGCAGUGAACCUUUGGAACACGAAUAACAAUCAACCAGGACUAAUAUUUUCUAUUAAUAGCGAAGACAUGGAUCCUGCGAUCACACGGGAAGACGAUGUGGAGUUUGUGGAUGGAUUUCAGAUUAAUUCCAUCAUCUAUCUUUUCUCCAAUCUGCCCUCAAAAGACAGAAACAACAAAGUCCGUCUCCUUUGGCUUGAAGGCAAAGAAGGCAAAUAUCAGACUCUGAAGUCGCUCCGGGGCGCAACUCUCAGAGUCUCUGAUGGAGAGAAAGGACUCAGACUGAUCGCCUCCUCGGUGAUCCCGGGCGGUCCGCCGGUGCUCUGGUGCGGCGUGUUCAGUGUGGACGGAGGACAAACCAACACCGAGCUGGUGCUGUUCGACAUCAGCCCUGACCUCACCAGAGAGCAAGAUAUGGACCCGGACUUCUGCUCUGACUGUGGUGAUAAGAAAGAGGAUGAGCCAAAGACACUGAAGCCGAAGAAGGUGAUCUUCAAGCAGAACUACAUGACUUCUGUGCUGGCGGUGAGACAGAAAAACUGGAUGGUUUUCUUCAUCGGGACGGGAGAUGGGCAGCUCAUUAAGCUUGCUGUGGACAAGAAGUACCAGACCACAUGUUCCAGAGUGCUCUACAAAACCAGUGACGACCGCAAAGUGUUUCAGACAUUACAUCUAGAUCAGGUGGAUCUUAAACAUGUGUACGUGCCAUUUCAAAACCAGAUAAAUCGUGUUCCAGUGUCAAAGUGCAGCACUUACAAAACAUUGCAGGAGUGUUGGUCUGCGCAGGAUCCGUACUGUGUUUGGUGCGGAUCUGAAAAAAGCUGUACGUUUGAAGAUGACUGCAAAGACUCAGACUGGCUGUCCAUUCCUGAUGAUUCUCAACAGAAGAUGGUUUCAUACAAAGUUGCACAGGAAAACACUGGACAGGUGCAGGCUAUAUACAAGUUUUGA
This is a messenger RNA of Labrus mixtus (cuckoo wrasse), 1621 nucleotides long. RefSeq lists its product as uncharacterized. Gene Ontology annotation, molecular function: semaphorin receptor activity; protein binding. Gene Ontology annotation, cellular component: semaphorin receptor complex. The transcript has 5 exons. Gene Ontology annotation, biological process: positive regulation of axonogenesis; negative regulation of cell adhesion; semaphorin-plexin signaling pathway involved in axon guidance. Bases 125 to 1621 code for a protein of 498 amino acids. The record is from RefSeq and is a predicted model, not a curated record. NCBI's taxonomy places the organism in Eukaryota, Metazoa, Chordata, Actinopteri, Labriformes, Labridae.